Messenger RNA from Dermacentor albipictus, 2011 nucleotides. The record is from RefSeq and is a predicted model, not a curated record. Lineage: Eukaryota; Metazoa; Arthropoda; Arachnida; Ixodida; Ixodidae.
CGGCGGCCCGUGGUCGUCGCCCCCCGCGAGUCCGCUCUGGCUGGACGGGUCCACGGCGAGGCGCUGCAGGGCGGACGCGGCGCCGGCAGCAGCGACACUCGUGCUGGCCAUCCGAAGCAACAGCGUACCACGGCUUAAGAUCCGCACGGCCAGGAGAUCUCCACAUUCUCCAAGGAACUAUGAAUCCAGUCGGGACUCGUCUGAAUCCGCCAGCAGCACCUGUUCAACAAGAAGAAGAAACAGGGCUAUGAGGUCGGAGUGGGCAAGCACGACUACCAGAUCUCAUCAGCCGCCCUCGGAGACGAACAGGAAGGAGUUCGAGCCAACAGCCAACCCGGCAGCGACGACCAGCGGCUAUGCCAUGCCCUCUGUGUACUACCUGAGGCGUCGACUACUGCGGCACCACUCGUCGCAAACGGAGGAAGAUCCCUGCACAGAAACCGACUCAACGCAGGGAAGCUGUGGCUCUCCCUUACAGAAAUAUCAGCCGAGCCCUCCUCAGGCGAGGAGACGAACAAGCAGUUUCGCGGCAGCCGACGCCGUCUGCCGGGAACCGCGCACCUCGGACCUCGACUCGAGCCUCGUGAGCAGCAGCAGCGGCUCGGGGGCAGUGGCGCCAGGGGUCGCCUUCCAUCGCUUCGCAGCGCCCGCGCACACGGACAAGGCUCCGAGCCCCAUCAGGGGCGCUUCGGCGGCGCCCCAUUGCCACAGCAGCGAAGCCGGCGACGGAGCUGCGCAGUGCGGCGGCGACACGGGCUACGGCGAGACCUCGUCGUCCGAGGAGCAGGAGUCAAGCUGGAGUCGCUCGACGGAGUCGUCGGCGGCCCCGUCCUCUUCGUCGUCGCCAUCCGGCGACACGGCGUCCGGAGCGCUGGCCUCGGUGUCGGACGACCAGGACGAGACCCAGGCCGAAGACGACGACGAGGACGACGGCGAGGUGGACCUCAGCAAACUGGAGACCCGUACCCAGGCUGCGCCCUUCGAGUGGCCGCCAACGACCAUUUCGCAUGCACCGACAGGAGAGCUACGCGCCAUGUCUUCCCAGGGGGAAUUAGAGCAGGAGAGCGAGCCAGGAACGAGCGGGCAAAUGACGUCCACGGAAGAGCAGCUCCAGUCGCUGGACACGGAGGACGUAUCCCAAAUGACGGCAGCCAGCGAGGACCCAGCAGACGACACCCUGGAGCAGGAACCAGCUGAAGACCAAUCCGAAGCCGAAGCUCAAGCCAUGCAACCUGCCGAACCACCCCUGCCACCGGCACCCCAGUUCCUCAGGCCCACGAUAGAGAUCGACAGGAGUGACAUCCUCCAUACGGCCAAGCCCGAGAUCGACGAAGGGGACUUCGGCGUGGGUCCCUCGUACACCAAGAUGACCGAGGCCGAGUUCGUGGCUCGGCUAAGCAUCCACGAAGCUGCCCGUACCGGGGACCUCCACGUCAUCAAGCUCUUGCUCAAAAGCGAUCCCAAGAGAAUGGAAACUGUCGACGAACGCGGCUGGACGCCCAUUCACCUAGCAGCAGCAAACGGACACGCAGAGGUUGUGCGGUUCCUGGCAGUUGAAGGUGCGGACGUGGCUGCUCUCGACCCAACAAGCUACACGGCGAUGCACUUGGCCGCGAUGAACGGACACAACGCAUGCCUCGAGGUGCUGCUGAAGGUGGGAGCCGACGUGGACAACAUCACUGCCGACGGCUUCACGCCCUUGCACUUGGCCGCCCUCAACAACUACGCGGACUGCGUGCGCACGCUCCUCUCGUGGGGCGCCAACCUGGCGGUGGAGGACGCACUGGGCCGCACCGUCCAGGACAUGGUCGAGGAGUACGCCCUGGAUGACGUGUCGGCGCUGCUCUCCGGCCUCUGGGCGCACGUCGACAAGUACACGCAGUCUCGAAAGCACAUCGACUGCAACGGCGUGAACUCGAUUCGCAGGAAUGGGCAGUCAGAGAGCAGCGGCCGGAGGCGUUCGACCCGAAAGCUGGUGCAGAUGGCGGCAGCAGCCAUGGGCAAGCGGUGA